AUGGAAGACGUCAAGUUGAUGGAUAUGCUGAACAACCAAGGGGAAGACUCCCUUCACAUUGAUGUUGAUCUGGUCAACAAGAAGACUGGGCGAUCCAUUGAAGAGCUGCUAUUGGAGAUACCGGACGAAGGAUUUGGGGACCCAGACCCUGAUGCUCCGAUCAUCAGGAAAGAGGAUGCCCCAGCAAGUACGGUUGUUACAAUUGUGGCCCCGGAGAAAGGGAAGGCUAAGGCGACGGGGUCACAGGUUUCCCGCUCGAAUGGGUCCUUGGAAAGUAGAGAGGGCCUCCUCCCUGGGGACAAAAGGAAAAGGCAGCACCGCUAUCGUCACUGGUGCAGGGACAAGGAAGAGGUGACGUAUACUGGCAGAGAUGUUAUGGGCACAGUUUCACAGGCCUUGUUUAAUGUCUAUACAAUCGAUGCCAGUGAGGAGGACAGGCAGCUGAAAGAGGAGAAGGAGGUUAUCAAACUCCUAGAUUGUGGGGUGAUCUACCCCAUUUCAGACUCCAAGUGGGUCUCUCCAGUUCAGGUUGUGCCCAAGAAAUCUGGGGUAACUGUGGUGAAGAAUGCUGAGAACGAACUGGUGCCCCAAAGGACAGUCACAGGUCACCGAGUGUGCAUUGAUUAUAGGAAGCUCAACGCAACAACAAGGAAAGAUCACUUUCCUCUUCCAUUCAUUGAUCAGAUGCUUGAGCGCCUAGCUGGACAUGACUACUACUGCUUCUUGGAUGGCUACUCAGGCUACAAUCAGAUUGCCAUAGCCAAUGAAGAUCAAGAGAAGACAACCUUCACUUGCCCCUUUGGGACGUUUGCCUAUAGACGUAUGCCCUUUGGCCUUUGCAACGCUCCAGGUACCUUUCAGAGGUGUAUGGUAAGUAUCUUUUCAGAUUAUAUUGAGAAAAUCAUAGAGGUAUUUAUGGAUGACUUUUCAGUCUUUGGAAAGAAUUUUGAUGAUUGUCUUAAUAAUCUGGAAAUAAUUCUCAAACGUUGCAUGGAAACUAACCUUGUACUUAAUUGGGAGAAAUGCCAUUUUAUGGUUAAGCAAGGAAUAGUUUUAGGACAUAUUGUCUCUGCUAGGGGAAUAGAGGUCGAUAAGGCCAAGGUUGACAUUGUGCGUUACUUACCCUCUCCCACUUCUGUGAGAGAGAUUCGUUCUUUCCUUGGCCAUGCAGGUUUUUAUAGGAGGUUUAUUAAGGACUUCUCCAAGAUUUCGAGACCUCUAUGUCAACUGCUCCAGAAGGAUGUGCCCUUUCACUUUGACAAGGAAUGUCAAGCUGCUUUUGACAAGCUUAAGGAGUUGUUGACGUCAGCCCCCAUCAUGCUACCUCCAGAUUGGUCCUUGCCCUUUGAGUUGAUGUGUGAUGCCUCUGACUAUGCAGUUGGAGCUGUUUUGGGGCAAAGGAAGGACAAACGACCCUAUGCCAUCUAUUACGCCUCAAGGACUCUAAAUGAUGCCCAAAUGAAUUAUUCCACUACAGAGAAGGAGCUCCUUGCAGUUGUCUUUGCCCUUGAAAAGUUUCGUUCCUACUUACUUGGUACCAAGGUAAUUAUUUAUACUGACCAUGCAGCUUUGAAGUACUUGAUGACCAAGAAGGAGGCGAAACCAAGACUUAUCAGAUGGAUCCUACUCUUACAAGAGUUUGACAAGGAGGUUAUCAAACUCCUAGAUUGUGGGGUGAUCUACCCCAUUUCAGACUCCAAGUGGGUCUCUCCAGUUCAGGUUGUGCCCAAGAAAUCUGGGGUAACUGUGGUGAAGAAUGCUGAGAACGAACUGGUGCCCCAAAGGACAGUCACAGGUCACCGAGUGUGCAUUGAUUAUAGGAAGCUCAACGCAACAACAAGGAAAGAUCACUUUCCUCUUCCAUUCAUUGAUCAGAUGCUUGAGCGCCUAGCUGGACAUGACUACUACUGCUUCUUGGAUGGCUACUCAGGCUACAAUCAGAUUGCCAUAGCCAAUGAAGAUCAAGAGAAGACAACCUUCACUUGCCCCUUUGGGACGUUUGCCUAUAGACGUAUGCCCUUUGGCCUUUGCAACGCUCCAGGUACCUUUCAGAGGUGUAUGGUAAGUAUCUUUUCAGAUUAUAUUGAGAAAAUCAUAGAGGUAUUUAUGGAUGACUUUUCAGUCUUUGGAAAGAAUUUUGAUGAUUGUCUUAAUAAUCUGGAAAUAAUUCUCAAACGUUGCAUGGAAACUAACCUUGUACUUAAUUGGGAGAAAUGCCAUUUUAUGGUUAAGCAAGGAAUAGUUUUAGGACAUAUUGUCUCUGCUAGGGGAAUAGAGGUCGAUAAGGCCAAGGUUGACAUUGUGCGUUACUUACCCUCUCCCACUUCUGUGAGAGAGAUUCGUUCUUUCCUUGGCCAUGCAGGUUUUUAUAGGAGGUUUAUUAAGGACUUCUCCAAGAUUUCGAGACCUCUAUGUCAACUGCUCCAGAAGGAUGUGCCCUUUCACUUUGACAAGGAAUGUCAAGCUGCUUUUGACAAGCUUAAGGAGUUGUUGACGUCAGCCCCCAUCAUGCUACCUCCAGAUUGGUCCUUGCCCUUUGAGUUGAUGUGUGAUGCCUCUGACUAUGCAGUUGGAGCUGUUUUGGGGCAAAGGAAGGACAAACGACCCUAUGCCAUCUAUUACGCCUCAAGGACUCUAAAUGAUGCCCAAAUGAAUUAUUCCACUACAGAGAAGGAGCUCCUUGCAGUUGUCUUUGCCCUUGAAAAGUUUCGUUCCUACUUACUUGGUACCAAGGUAAUUAUUUAUACUGACCAUGCAGCUUUGAAGUACUUGAUGACCAAGAAGGAGGCGAAACCAAGACUUAUCAGAUGGAUCCUACUCUUACAAGAGUUUGACAAGGAGGUUAUCAAACUCCUAGAUUGUGGGGUGAUCUACCCCAUUUCAGACUCCAAGUGGGUCUCUCCAGUUCAGGUUGUGCCCAAGAAAUCUGGGGUAACUGUGGUGAAGAAUGCUGAGAACGAACUGGUGCCCCAAAGGACAGUCACAGGUCACCGAGUGUGCAUUGAUUAUAGGAAGCUCAACGCAACAACAAGGAAAGAUCACUUUCCUCUUCCAUUCAUUGAUCAGAUGCUUGAGCGCCUAGCUGGACAUGACUACUACUGCUUCUUGGAUGGCUACUCAGGCUACAAUCAGAUUGCCAUAGCCAAUGAAGAUCAAGAGAAGACAACCUUCACUUGCCCCUUUGGGACGUUUGCCUAUAGACGUAUGCCCUUUGGCCUUUGCAACGCUCCAGGUACCUUUCAGAGGUGUAUGGUAAGUAUCUUUUCAGAUUAUAUUGAGAAAAUCAUAGAGGUAUUUAUGGAUGACUUUUCAGUCUUUGGAAAGAAUUUUGAUGAUUGUCUUAAUAAUCUGGAAAUAAUUCUCAAACGUUGCAUGGAAACUAACCUUGUACUUAAUUGGGAGAAAUGCCAUUUUAUGGUUAAGCAAGGAAUAGUUUUAGGACAUAUUGUCUCUGCUAGGGGAAUAGAGGUCGAUAAGGCCAAGGUUGACAUUGUGCGUUACUUACCCUCUCCCACUUCUGUGAGAGAGAUUCGUUCUUUCCUUGGCCAUGCAGGUUUUUAUAGGAGGUUUAUUAAGGACUUCUCCAAGAUUUCGAGACCUCUAUGUCAACUGCUCCAGAAGGAUGUGCCCUUUCACUUUGACAAGGAAUGUCAAGCUGCUUUUGACAAGCUUAAGGAGUUGUUGACGUCAGCCCCCAUCAUGCUACCUCCAGAUUGGUCCUUGCCCUUUGAGUUGAUGUGUGAUGCCUCUGACUAUGCAGUUGGAGCUGUUUUGGGGCAAAGGAAGGACAAACGACCCUAUGCCAUCUAUUACGCCUCAAGGACUCUAAAUGAUGCCCAAAUGAAUUAUUCCACUACAGAGAAGGAGCUCCUUGCAGUUGUCUUUGCCCUUGAAAAGUUUCGUUCCUACUUACUUGGUACCAAGGUAAUUAUUUAUACUGACCAUGCAGCUUUGAAGUACUUGAUGACCAAGAAGGAGGCGAAACCAAGACUUAUCAGAUGGAUCCUACUCUUACAAGAGUUUGACGUUGAAAUCAAGGACAAGAAGGGUAGUGAAAACGUGGUAGCUGACCACUUGAGUCGUUUGGUACAUGCAGAAGACCCUCUCCCUCUGGUGGAGACGUUUCCAGAUGAGCAGCUUUUUGGACUUCAGGUAAGUGAACCAUGGUAUGCUGAUAUUGUGAACUAUAUUGUUUCUAGGAAGAUUCCUGAUACCAUGUCACGUGCUCAUAGAGAUAGGCUUAAGAAAACUGUUAAGCAAUAUGUUUGGGAUGAACCUUAUUUGUGGAAAUAUUGCUCUGAUCAACUGAUUAGGAGAUGUGUGCCUGAACAUGAACAUAAUGCCAUACUUUCGUUUUGCCAUUCUAAAGCAUGUGGGGGUCACUUUGGGUCUAAAAAGACUGCUUUUAAGGUGUUAGAGUCUGGGUUCUUUUGGCCAACGUUAUUUAAGGAUGCACAUGCAUAUUGUUUAACUUGUGAUAGAUGCCAACGAACCGGAAAUCUAAGUUCUAGAGAUCAAAUGCCAUUGUCCAAUAUCAUAACUGUUGAAAUAUUUGAUGUCUGGGGCAUAGAUUUCAUGGGACCUUUCCCUUCAUCUUUUGGGUUUCUAUAUAUCUUACUUGCAGUGGACUAUGUUUCCAAAUGGGUGGAAGCAAAGGCCACUAGAACUAAUGACUCUAAGGUUGUUGCAGAUUUUAUCAAGUCUAACAUCUUUAGCAGGUUUGGAAUGCCUAGAGUUCUCAUUAGUGAUGGUGGAUCCCAGACAACCUCUGUUCAGGUCGGGAAACAAAGGGCAAUAGCAAAUGAGACUCCUGAGGGUGAGUCUUCUCAUGAUGAAGAUCCCGCUGAGGCCACUGCUGUCUUAGCUCCUCUGGCCGGCGGGACGUACAUCCCAGGUUUGGGGGAUGAGGCGAGCAGUGGUGGUCUCUUGAUUUCGGAAAUAGACGAGGCGAGCGUUGAGGCCGAAGGUUCUGCUCUCAGAGCUGCUCGUUUCCAACACUCUACUGAUGAACCUCGCAUUGAAUUUCCAGAGUCUCCAGCAGCUGAGAUGUCGGACCAAGCUAAGGGGGUCGUUGAGGGAAAUUAUGCUGAAGAUGAAAGAAUUGAGGAACCAAUCGAACUUCUAGCAUUGAUGACUUAUGAUUGUGCUGUGAAUCCUCCGCCUCUUCCUCCUCCUCCCACUAGGCUUGAAAAGCUAGCUUGA
Rosa rugosa (rugosa rose) is the source of this 5202-nucleotide messenger RNA. RefSeq lists its product as uncharacterized. The transcript is spliced from 8 exons. Gene Ontology annotation, molecular function: nucleic acid binding. Lineage: Eukaryota; Viridiplantae; Streptophyta; Magnoliopsida; Rosales; Rosaceae. The record is from RefSeq and is a predicted model, not a curated record. Gene Ontology annotation, biological process: DNA integration. The coding region runs from base 1 to 5202 and encodes 1733 amino acids.